CCUCCAACCACAUAGCAACCAGUACGUGGCAUAGUCCUCACUAGUUAAGUCACUAAGCAACCCCUGGAGGUAACUAAUUAAUGGGUUCUAUCUCCGACGACGAGGCGGCUUGCAUCUACGCGAUGCAGCUGGCAGCGGCAGCUGUCUUGCCGAUGACGCUCAAGAACGCCAUCGAGCUGGGCAUGAUCGAGAUCCUCGUUGGCGCUGGCGGGAAGAUGCUUUCGCCGUCUGAGGUGGCCGCCCAGCUGCCGUCGACGGCCAACGCGGAAGCACCGGCCAUCGUCGACCGCAUGCUGCGGCUGCUGGCAUCGCACAACGUUGUGUCGUGCGAGGUGGAGGAAGGUAAGGACGGCCGCCUCGCACGCCGGUACGGCACCGCGCCGGUGUGCAAGUGGCUCAGCCCCGACGAGGACGGCGUGUCCUUGGCCCCGAUGGUCCUCUUGAACGACAAGGUCAUGCUGGAGAGCUGGUACCAUUUGAAGGACACUGUCCUUAACGGUGGCCUGCCAUUCGAAAAAGCGUACGGAAUGACAGCGUUUGAUUACCAAGGAACGGACCCGCGCUUUAAUCGCGUCUUCAAUGAGGCCAUGAAGACCCACUCCAUGAUCAUCACCAAGAAGCUCCUGGAGUUCUACAAGGGCUUCGAUGGUGUGGGCACCCUCGUGGACGUCGGUGGCGGUGUGGGCGCCACCAUCCACACCAUCCUUUGCAGGUACCCAAGCAUCGAGGGGGUCAACUUCGACCUCCCUCACGUCAUCUCCGAGGCACCAUCCUUUGCAGGUGUGCACCACAUAGGUGGUGACAUGUUCAAGAAGGUUCCCUCUGGGGACGCAAUCCUCAUGAAGUGGAUACUCCACGACUGGAACGAUGAGCAUUGCACAACGCUGCUGAGCAACUGCUACGAUGCACUACCCGCGCAUGGCAAGGUGGUCAUAGUGGAAUACAUCCUGCCAGUGAAGCCCGACGAAACGGCCACAGCACAGAGGUCCUUCGAAGCCGACAUGAUUAUGCUCACACACACACCCGGCGGCAAGGAGAGGUACCUGAGGGAGUACGAAGAGCUCGCCAGGAGCGCCGGGUUUGCCAGCGUCAAGGCCACCUACGUCUACAGCAACAUAUGGGUCAUUGAGUUGAACAAAUAGAACCUGCAUGUGUGCUAGUAUGUGGAGUUUCCACUGCUCCCUUAAAUUUCUCUUACUCUGAAUCAGCAAUAUACAUAAUAAAGGAUUGGCUACAAGAAAA
Triticum aestivum (bread wheat) is the source of this 1242-nucleotide messenger RNA. Its product is annotated as tricetin 3',4',5'-O-trimethyltransferase-like. NCBI's taxonomy places the organism in Eukaryota, Viridiplantae, Streptophyta, Magnoliopsida, Poales, Poaceae. The record is from RefSeq and is a predicted model, not a curated record. The transcript has 2 exons. Gene Ontology annotation, molecular function: protein dimerization activity; O-methyltransferase activity. Bases 81 to 1142 code for a protein of 353 amino acids.